CAUAUAAUAAAUGAUAUUAUCACUUAAAUAUUUCUAUUUGACUUUAUAAAGUCAAAUGUCUAUGAACUAUGUCUGUCAAAUACAAGUUGCAUUGAAAGGAUUGAAUUCAUUAGAAUAUUUUUAUGUAAUAUUUUUUUGAAUAAGGUGAUAUUAUUUUAAAGAUGUGGUGUUUAGAAUUAUAUAUAAGGAUGAAAAUAUAUCAAAUGUGAAAAAAGAGCAAGUUAAGUUAGAAAUAUGGAAAAAAGGGGUAGUGCUGAACUUUUGAAUGUUGAACAAAAUAACUCCAAAAAUGCCAGUUCUGAUUCCCUUAAUUCAGAUAGCAAGAGCAGUUCCCUUAAUUCUAAGAUGGGACAAGAAUCGGAAAGCUGGGAUAAAGCAUCACAUUCCAAAAGUUUUUCUUCAAGUUCUACUUCAACAGAUAAUAAUAUUGUGUCUGCUUUAGAAACUAGAAAAGACAAUCAAGUAAAAAAUUUGUCUAGUGGAGAAACAGGUCCACCACUUUUAAAUGGAGAACGUGUACAAGGCAUUGCUCAUGAAGUAACUUAUGUGUGUCCUUAUUCGGGACCAGUCAGAGGAAUUCUUAGUAUUACAAAUUAUAAACUUCAUUUUCGGAGUGUAGAUCGUGAAACGCCUUAUGUUGUUGAAGUACCGUUAGGCGUUGUUAGUAGAAUCGAAAAAGUUGGUGGUGCAUCUAGCAAAGGCGAAAAUUCUUAUGGCAUUGAAGUAUUUUGUAAAGAUAUGCGAAAUCUUAGAUUUGCUCAUAAACAAGAAAAUCAUUCCAGAAGAGAUGUUUUUGAAAAACUUCAACAGUAUUCUUUUCCUUUAUCUCAUAAAUUACCUCUUUUCGCGUUUGAAUAUUUUGAGACAUUUCCUGAAAAUGGAUGGAAUGUUUAUGAACCUAUAGCAGAAUUAAAACGAAUGGGAGUAAACAAUGAUAUGUGGAAGAUAUCGAAAAUCAACGACACAUAUUCAAUUUGUGAUAGUUAUCCCGCUGUAUGGGCAGUACCUGCAGCAGCAACUGAUGAGGAUUUGCAAGCAUCUGCAGCUUUUCGAAGUAGAGGAAGACUUCCGGUACUCUCAUGGAUCCAUCCAGAAAGUCAAGCAACGAUAACUCGUUGUGCUCAACCAUUAGUAGGUGUUGGUGGCAAACGUAGUCGCGAAGACGAGCGAUAUAUUCAGUUAAUAAUGGAUGCUAAUGCACAAAGUCAUAAACUUUUUAUUAUGGAUGCUCGACCAAUGCCUAAUGCUGUUGCAAACAAAGCUAAAGGUGGCGGUUAUGAAAGUGAAGACGCUUAUCAAAAUGCAGAACUUGUAUUUCUUGAUAUUCAUAAUAUACAUGUAAUGAGAGAGAGUCUUAGAAAAUUAAAAGAGUUAUGUUUCCCGACAAUUGAUGAAACAAGAUGGUUAUCAGGAAUAGAAUCUACAGUUUGGUUGAAACACAUAAAAUAUGUACUUGCAGGAGCAUUAAGAAUAGUAGAUAAAGUUGAAAAUCAUAAAACUUCAGUGUUAGUGCAUUGUUCAGAUGGAUGGGAUAGGACAGCACAACUAACAGCUCUUGCCAUGUUAAUGUUAGAUCCAUAUUAUAGAACUAUCAAAGGUUUUGAAGUGCUAAUAGAAAAAGAAUGGCUUAGUUUUGGUCACAAAUUUCAACAGAGAAUCGGUCAUGGUGACGAACAUCAUAGCGAUGCAGACAGAUCUCCAGUAUUUUUACAAUUUAUGGAUUGCGUGUGGCAAAUAAGUCGUCAGUUUCCUAAUGCAUUUGAGUUUAAUGAACAUUUUCUAAUCACUAUUCUUGAUCACCUAUAUUCUUGUAGAUUUGGCACAUUUUUAUUUAGCAGUGAACGAGAAAGAGUUCAGGAACAAGUAAAACAAAAAACUGUUUCGUUAUGGUCGUAUACGAACAGUCAGUUAUCCUUAUAUCAAAAUCCUUUAUAUUGGGCUGCUCCUUAUUAUCAGCUUGUUCUGAUGCCAAUCGCUAGUAUGAGAUACAUUAAACCGUGGAAAAGUUUAUAUUGUAGAUGGAAUCCGAGUAUGCGACAGCAGGAUCCUGUUUAUCAACGAACGAGAGAAUUAUUAGUUUUAAAAGAACAACUUGAAAAACAACUGGAAGAAGGUCGGCGUGAACAGGCUAGUCGAGCAAAUCGAUCAAUGACAUCACCGGCACCACCUAGGAUACAUUCGCCGGUUCAUUCAUAACAUGAAAAAAAUUGUUUCUUAUCUUUCAGCGAUCUAUAAUUAUUUGUAUAUGACUUUUUUUUGCUCGCUAUGUACAAAAUACUCGUUGAUAAAAAGAAAACGUUUAUAAUUUUUGCGCAAA
Molecule: messenger RNA, 2317 nt
Organism: Apis dorsata (giant honeybee)
Lineage: Eukaryota; Metazoa; Arthropoda; Insecta; Hymenoptera; Apidae
Gene: mtm
Product: myotubularin-related protein 2
Exons: 10
Coding region: 235-2196 (653 amino acids)
Biological process (GO): dephosphorylation
Molecular function (GO): phosphatidylinositol-3,5-bisphosphate 3-phosphatase activity
Source: RefSeq, a predicted model, not a curated record